Knipowitschia caucasica is the source of this 2157-nucleotide messenger RNA. NCBI's taxonomy places the organism in Eukaryota, Metazoa, Chordata, Actinopteri, Gobiiformes, Gobiidae. The record is from the annotation of a GenBank genome assembly.
AUGAAUGAGGUAGAGACCACACAGCUGCCUCCGAACGCCACCGUCUCCUCCUCCUCCUCCUCAGACACCAUGAACCAGGAGCUGCUACAGAAGCUGCGGCUGCCGGACCUGGAUGAGAUCGGGCAGUACCUGCGCUCCUUCUCGGCGCCCGCUCUGGUCAGCGUGGGUGCGGUCGCCAUGGCCUACUUCCUGGCCACGCGACCCAAGGCCCUCCCCCCGGUGUGCGACCUCCAGAAUCAGUCUGUGCCAGUCCAGGGAGAGGAUUUGGCUCGACGCUCAGUGCUUUCUGUGGGAGACGAACCCAUGACGCACUACUACGAAGACGCCAAAACCAUUUACGAGUUCCUCCACCGGGGGGCGCGCGUCUCCAAUAACGGGCCGUGCUUAGGCUCCAGGAAACCCCAGCAGCCGUACGAAUGGCUGUCCUACCAAGAGGUCAUCCAGAGAAGUGAAAACCUCGGCUCCGCCUUCCUCCACAAAGGACACUCCAAGACUAAUGACCCCUACAUCGGAAUCUUCUCCCAGAACAGGCCAGAGUGGACGCUGACAGAGCUGGCCUGUUACACGUACUCUCUGGUGUCGGUGCCACUUUACGACACGUUGGGAACAGAAGCCAUUUCCUACAUCAUCGACAAAGCCUCCAUCUGCACCAUCGUGUGUGACGUGGAGGAGAAGGUGAAGCUGGUGCUGCAGUGUCUGAGCAACCAAACACACUCAGUGAAAACCAUCGUCCUGAUGCAGUCGCCCAGUGAUGACCUCAUCAACAUGGGACGAGACGCUGACAUCCACAUCCUGAGUCUGCUGCAGAUGGAGGAACUCGGCAAAGCUCAUCGCCAAACGCCCAUGCCUCCGGAGCCCGACGACAUGGCCAUCAUCUGCUUCACCAGUGGAACCACAGGGAAUCCAAAGGGGGCGAUGUUGACUCACUGUAACAUUGUGUCCAACUGCUCUGCGUUCAUCAAAACCACAGAAAGCAUGGCGCCCCUGUCCCACAGAGACACCCACGUGUCGUACCUGCCGCUGGCUCACAUGUUCGAGAGAGUGGUGCAGGGCGUGAUGCUGGUGCACGGAGCCAGGAUCGGGUUCUUCCAGGGAGACAUCCGGCUGCUCAUGGACGACCUGGCCACGCUGAAACCCACCGUGUUCCCUGUGGUCCCCCGACUGCUCAACAGGAUGUACGACAAGAUCUUUGGUCAGGCCAACUCGGGCCUGAAGCGCUGGGUCCUGGGGUUCGCCUACAGGAGGAAAGAGGCGGAUCUACAGAGAGGCGUCGUGAGGAGAGACAGCAUCUGGGACAAACUCAUCUUCAAGAAAGUCCAGGCCAGUAUGGGUGGGUGCGUGCGGCUCAUGCUGACCGGAGCUGCUCCAGUGUCUUCCACGGUCCUCACCUUCAUCAGAGCUGCCAUGGGUUGCCAGUUUUACGAGGGCUACGGUCAAACGGAGUGCACAGCCGGCUGCACCCUCACCAUGCCCGGGGACUGGACUGCAGGUCACGUGGGCGCUCCUCUUCCCUGUAACCUUCUGAAACUCGUGGACGUGACUGAAAUGAACUAUUUAGCGGCGAACGGAGAAGGAGAGGUGUGUGUGAAAGGAGCCAACGUGUUUAAAGGAUAUCUCAAAGACCCGGAGAAAACCAGAGAGACCAUCGACGAGGACGGAUGGGUUCACACCGGAGACAUCGGGAAAUGGCUCCCGAAUGGAACUUUGAAGAUCGUGGACAGAAAGAAGCACAUUUUCAAACUGGCGCAGGGCGAGUACAUCGCUCCAGAGAAGAUCGAGAACAUCUACACACGCAGCGACGCUCUGGCUCAGGUGUAUGUCCACGGAGACAGCCUGCAGGCCUCUUUGGUGGCCGUGGUGGUUCCGGACCAGGACUUCCUGUGUAACUGGACCAAGAGGACUCUGGGACUGAGCGGGACCUUUCUGGAGCUGUGCAGUCGAGCGGAAGUGAAGGCGGCCAUCUUGGAGGACAUGGUUCGACUCGGGAAAGAAGGAGGUCUGAAGUCUUUUGAGCAGGUGAAGGCGAUCCACGUCCACACGGAGCAGUUCUCGGUGGAAAACGGGCUCCUGACUCCGACCAUGAAGGCCAAGAGGAACGAGCUGCGCGGACACUUCAGGGACCACAUCGACUCCCUCUACGCGCAGAUGAGACCGUAA